GGCGGCGGCGGGCCGGCGGGCGGGGUCGAGGAGGCGAUGCGGGCGCGGGGCCGGGGGCGCCUGCCCCGGCAGCUGCUGCUGCUGUUGGCGCUCUGCGUGCAGGCGGCGCGGCCCAUGGGCUAUUUCGAGCUGCAGCUGAGCGCGCUGCGGAACGUGAACGGGGAGCUGCUGAGCGGCGCCUGCUGUGACGGCGACGGCCGGACGACGCGCGCGGGGGGCUGCGGCCACGACGAGUGCGACACGUACGUGCGCGUGUGCCUCAAGGAGUACCAGGCCAAGGUGACGCCCACGGGGCCCUGCAGCUACGGCCACGGCGCCACGCCCGUGCUGGGCGGCAACUCCUUCUAUCUGCCGCCGGCGGGCGCCGCGGGGAACCGGGCGCGGGCCCGGGCCCGGGCCGGAGGCGACCAGGACCCGGGUCUCGUCGUCAUCCCCUUCCAGUUCGCCUGGCCGCGCUCCUUCACCCUCAUCGUGGAGGCCUGGGACUGGGACAAUGACACCACCCCGGAUGAGGAACUGCUGAUCGAGCGGGUGUCGCACGCGGGCAUGAUCAACCCGGAGGACCGCUGGAAGAGCCUGCAUUUCAGCGGCCACGUGGCACACCUGGAGCUGAAGAUCCGCGUGCGCUGCGACGAGAACUACUACAGCGCCACCUGCAACAAGUUCUGCCGGCCCCGCAACGACUUCUUCGGCCACUACACCUGCGACCAGUACGGCAACAAGGCCUGCAUGGACGGCUGGAUGGGCAAGGAGUGCAAGGAGGCCGUGUGUAAACAAGGGUGUAACCUGCUCCACGGGGGAUGCUCCGUGCCUGGGGAGUGCAGGUGCAGCUAUGGCUGGCAGGGGAGAUUCUGUGAUGAGUGCGUCCCGUACCCGGGCUGCGUGCACGGCAGCUGUGUGGAGCCCUGGCAGUGCAGCUGCGAGACCAACUGGGGCGGCCUGCUCUGCAACAAAGACCUGAACUACUGCGGCAGCCACCACCCCUGUACCAACGGGGGCACGUGCAUCAACGCGGAGCCCGACCAGUACCGCUGUGCCUGCCCCGACGGCUACCUGGGCAAGAACUGCGAACGGGCCGAGCACGCCUGCGCCUCGAACCCGUGUGCCAACGGGGGCUCUUGCCACGAGGUGCCCUCAGGCUUCGAGUGCCAUUGCCCGUCCGGCUGGAGCGGGCCCACCUGUGCGCUUGACAUUGACGAGUGCACCUCCAACCCGUGUGCGGCAGGGGGCACCUGCGUGGACCAGGUGGACGGCUUCGAGUGCAUCUGUCCCGAGCAGUGGGGGGGGGCCACCUGCCAGCUGGACGCCAAUGAGUGUGAAGGGAAGCCGUGCCUUAAUGCUUUUUCUUGCAAAAACCUGAUUGGUGGCUAUUACUGUGAUUGCAUCCCGGGCUGGAAGGGCAUCAACUGCCACAUCAACAUCAACGACUGUGGGGGCCAGUGUCAGCACGGCGGCACCUGCAAGGACCUGGUGAACGGCUACCAGUGCGUGUGCCCACGGGGCUUCGCGGGCCGGCAUUGUGAGCGCCAGCUGGACGAAUGUGCCAGCAGCCCCUGCCACGUCGGCCUCUGCGAGGACCUGGUCGACGGCUUCCGCUGCCACUGCCCCCAGGGCUUCUCGGGGCCGCUCUGCGAGGUGAACGUUGACUUCUGCCAGCCAAGCCCCUGCCAGGGCGGGGCCCGUUGCUAUAACCUGGAGGGUGACUACUACUGCGCGUGCCCCGAAGACGCGGGUGGCAAGAACUGCUCUGAGCCCCGGGAGCCGUGCCCUGGUGGGGCUUGCAGAGUGGUCGAUGGCUGCGGGUUCGAGGUGGGGACCAGGGUGGCCCGCGUGGCCCCCGCCGGCGUGUGCGGCCCCCACGGACACUGCGUCAGCCAGCCCGGGGGCAACUUCUCCUGUGUCUGUGACAGCGGCUUCACAGGCACCUACUGCCACGAGAACAUCGACGACUGCCUCGGCCAGCCGUGCCGCAACGGGGGCACCUGCAUCGACCAGGUGGACGCUUUCCGCUGCUUCUGCCCCAGCGGCUGGGAGGGCGAGCUCUGCGACACCAAUCCCAACGACUGCCUUCCCGAUCCCUGCCACAGCCGCGGCCGCUGCUACGACCUGGUCAACGACUUCUACUGCGUGUGUGACGAUGGUUGGAAGGGCAAGACCUGCCACUCGCGUGAGUUCCAGUGUGACGCCUACACCUGCAGCAACGGUGGCACGUGCUACGACAGUGGCGACACCUUCCGCUGUGCCUGCCCCCCGGGCUGGAAGGGCAGCACCUGCACCGUCGCCAGGAACAGCAGCUGCCUGCCCAACCCCUGCGUGAACGGGGGCACCUGUGUGGGCAGCGGGGACUCCUUCUCCUGCAUCUGCCGGGACGGCUGGGAGGGCCGCACCUGCACACACAAUACCAACGACUGCAAUCCCCUGCCUUGCUACAAUGGCGGCGUCUGCGUGGACGGCAUCAACUGGUUCCGCUGCGAGUGCGUGCCGGGCUUCGCGGGCCCUGACUGCCGCAUCAACAUUGACGAGUGCCGGUCCUCACCCUGCGCCUACGGGGCCACGUGUGUGGACGAGGUCAACGGCUACCGCUGCAGUUGCCCUCCUGGCCGGUCUGGCCCGCGGUGCCAGGAGGUGACCGUGUUCGGGAGGUCCUGCUGGUCACAGGGAGUGCCCUUCCCUCACGGGAGCUCCUGGGUGGAGGAGUGUAACAGCUGCCGCUGCCUGGACGGCCGCCGGGAUUGCAGCAAGGUGUGGUGCGGCCGGAAGCCCUGCCUGCUGGCUGGCCGGCCUGACGCCCUGAGCACCCAGUGCCCACCUGGGCAGCGGUGCCAGGAGAAGGCCCCGGGCCAGUGCCUGCAGCCGCCCUGCGUGGCGUGGGGGGAGUGCGGCGCAGAGGAGCCCUUGCUGCCCAGCACCCCUUGCCGGCCGCGCUCCGGCCACCUGGACAACAACUGCGCCCGCCUCACCCUGCACUUCAACCGCGACCAGGUGCCCCAGGGCACCACCGUGGGCACCAUCUGCUCGGGGAUCCGCGCCCUACCGGCCACGAGGGCAGUGGCCCGGGACCGCCUGCUCGUGCUUCUCUGUGACCGGCCGUCCUCGGAGGCCAGCGCGGUGGAGGUGGCCAUGUCCUUCAGCCCGGCACGCGACCUGCCGGACAGCAGCCUGAUCCAGAGCGCAGCUCAUGCCAUCGUGGCGGCCAUCACCCGACGGGGGAACAGCUCGCUGCUGCUGGCUGUCACCGAGGUCAAGGUGGAGACGGUCGUCAUGGGUAGCUCCUCCACAGGUCUGCUGGUGUCGGUGCUCUGCGGCGUGUUCAGCGUGCUGUGUCUGGUGUGCGUGGCUGUCUGCAUGUGGUGGACCCGCAAGCGCAGGAAAGAGCGGGAGAGGAGCCGGCUGCCACGGGAGGAGGGCGCCAACAACCAGUGGGCCCCGCUCAACCCCAUCCGCAACCCCAUCGAGCGGCCGGGCGGCCCCAAGGACGUGCUGUUCCCCUGCAAGAACUUCACGCCAGCCCCGCGCAGGGUGGGUGAGGCGCUGCCCGGGCCGGCGGGCAGCAGGGAGGACGAGGAGGACGAGGAGCCCGGCCGCGGCGAGGACGACUCCCCGGAGGCCGAGAAGUUCCUCUCGUGCAAGUUCACCAAAGACCCCGGCCGCUCGCCUGGGAGGCCGGCCCACUGGGCCUCGGGCCCUAAGGUGGACAACCGCACCGUCGGGAGCCUCGGCGCCAUGUGCCGUGCCGUCCGGGAGUAGGGCUGCGGCCGCCAGCUGGGCCGGGACCCAGGACCCCUCGCCGGGUGCCACGCCACCCGCCGGACCGCAGGAGGCCGAGGCCGUGUGCAUAGUUUCUUUAUUUUGUGUAAAAAAAAAACACCAAAAACAAAAAACAGAUGUUUAUUUUCUAUGUUUCUGUAAGCUUGUAUAAGUUAUUGGGUAACUGUCAGGCGGAAAACAACGGAGUAUUCUCGGAUAGUUGCUAUUUUUGUAACGUUUCUGUGUGUCGCGCUCGCCGUGUGGCAGGAAAAAGCAAGGAUGUCUGUGUUCUCACCAAAUCGUUGAGCGUUUGUUCCCAGAGGUGGUGCGCUGUUUACAGAAUCUUCCUUUAUUCCUCACUUGGGGUUCUCAGUGGCUCCAGGCCAACGAGCCAGUGGGACCCAUGGCUGUCGGUGGGACCCCCCGAGGCUGACAGCGGGACCCGUGGCUCUCAGUGGGACCUGUGAUGUUCGGCGUGGCCCGUGGCUGUUGGUGGCACCUGCGGUUGCAGUGGGGCUUGAGGUCAUUGGUGGGGCCCGUGGCGGUCGGCGUGGCCUGAGGCCCGUAGGCAGACCCUCGCCAGCUCGCCAGCCCGUGCGCUGCAGCCUGCCGUCCUCGCUCGCUCCUGCCCAGAGCACUGGCUCCAGAGAUCUCUCAACUGUGCUUUCAGAAGUGCCCUUCCUGACUGCUCUGUUCUCCCCGGGACGGUGGCAGUACUGAAGCUUGUGACAAGUGCCUUCACACAGACUCUCCCCUCGCAACUGUCAACGUUUGCCGUGGGCACCAGGCCGCUGCCCACCUGCUGGCCCCGGCCGCCCCUCCUCGUGAAAGUGCAUUUUUGUAAAUAUGUACAUAUUAAAUGAAUCACUCUGUAUAUUUGAUUUAAUAACUUAAAUGUUUUGUCCUCCCUUGUUCUUUGGGUGCUGUU
Molecule: messenger RNA, 4675 nt
Organism: Physeter macrocephalus (sperm whale)
Lineage: Eukaryota; Metazoa; Chordata; Mammalia; Artiodactyla; Physeteridae
Gene: JAG2
Product: jagged canonical Notch ligand 2
Exons: 26
Coding region: 37-3747 (1236 amino acids)
Biological process (GO): Notch signaling pathway; establishment or maintenance of epithelial cell apical/basal polarity; cell communication
Cellular component (GO): protein-containing complex; plasma membrane
Molecular function (GO): heparin binding; Notch binding; calcium ion binding
Source: RefSeq, a predicted model, not a curated record